Molecule: messenger RNA, 1235 nt
Organism: Malus domestica (apple)
Lineage: Eukaryota; Viridiplantae; Streptophyta; Magnoliopsida; Rosales; Rosaceae
Source: RefSeq, a predicted model, not a curated record
AACACAAUUAGCUGCUAGCUUUGACGUUUUGCAACCCUUUAACGCCAGCCUCUCAGCCCCUCAGCCUCCGAGAGUUUUCUCUUCACAUGCGUUUAAUCGGUUUCAGAGAGUGAAUUCGAGUCCUACAGAGCGAGCGUACCAGCAAGUAUCGAUAGGUUUGCGAAAGAACUCUAUACAGUGUUGCACUGUAUCCGCAAAAGCAAAAGGGAAAGAAAGAGAUAAGAAAAUAUAGCGAAUUUCAGGAAAAGGGUUGGUUUUUGUUUCUGUGGGGACGAAGUAGAGGAGGUUGAAGAGAAGAUGAUGCAGACGGAGCAGUCUCAGGAGGCGGCUCAGCCGCCGCAGCAGCAGCAGCAGCAGCAGCUGAUGUUGCAGAACUCCUCCGGAAGCCUCAGCUUCAGCAGCAACAUGUCGAGGGAGGACGAGGAGAUGUCAAGGUCGGCGCUUUCCACUUUCAGAGCCAAAGAGGAGGAGAUCGAGAGGAAGAAGAUGGAGGUCAGAGAGAAGGUUCAGGCUCAGUUGGGUCGUGUGGAAGAGGAGACCAAGCGUUUGGCCACCAUUCGUGAGGAGCUUGAAGGGCUCUCAGAUCCGAUGAGGAAGGAUGUUUCACAAGUUCGUAAGAGGAUCGAUGCGAUUAACAAAGAGUUAAAGCCACUAGGACAUACCUGCCAGAAGAAGGAAAAGGAAUACAGAGAUGCACUUGAGGCUUUCAAUGAAAAGAACAGAGAAAAAGUGCAGCUUAUCACAAAGCUAAUGGAGUUGAUGCAGCUGGUGAGCGAAAGUGAGAAGACGAGGAUGAAGAAGCUGGAGGAGCUGAGCAAGAACAUAGAAUCAUUAAAGUGAAGAAAUAGCAGCCUAUGUGGGUAACUGAUGAUCUGAUUAGGUUUGUGUGAUGAUGUAUUUAAGGUGAGUUUUUUCGGUGUUUACAUAUAUGGGUGGUGAUUUGCAUUUGGUGUAAUUUCUAAGUUGGUUUGUUUCGUUAAUUAGUGUUUGGUAAAAACAUUUGGCUGAUUUAGGCAGGAAAAUACCCUUUAAAUUUAAGCAGGUUUGUAACUAAAAGCAUCUGGCCUUGCAUUUUUCUUCUCAUUUUUCCAUGUAUCCAAACACUGUACUACACUACUUCCUAGUGUAAUGUGGGGUUCUUUGAAUUUAUUCCUAUUCUUUGUUCUAACUUUUUAUGGAUUGCAAAGGCCAUGAUAUUUAUGUAAUAAUGUAAAGUUUUAUGAGUGAUUUUGGGA